Molecule: messenger RNA, 2091 nt
Organism: Adineta ricciae
Lineage: Eukaryota; Metazoa; Rotifera; Eurotatoria; Adinetida; Adinetidae
Source: the annotation of a GenBank genome assembly
AUGCCAAUCUCAGUUGGGCAACGGUCAACAACGAAUCCGCCAUCAUGGAAUUUAACAAUUGAUUCGAAAGUUAUUCCGGUCACGGGAUCAAAGUCAAUCAGUACAAUCUUAGCUCAUCUGAUGGAUUAUCUCGAUUCGUCGAAAGAUUAUUCUGAUUAUGCACUUUGGUGGCCGAAAGCGAAAACCUGGCUGACAAAUACGAAAUGGACACUUGAUCAAUAUGGUAUUCAAUCAGAUUCUCAUCUAACGUUUGUCAAUACGCAGAAAUACAUUCGUUUACAAUUACCUGAUCUACGUAUCCUAUCAAUCCGCGUUGAUUUUUCCUCAUCUGUCUUCGCAUCAGUGUCGAAACUUUGCAACGAUCUUGGAAUCCGUCAUCCUGAGGAACUUUCUUAUUUGCAUUUACGAAAAAUCUCGACUAAUAAUGAACGAAAUAGUUCACCGCGUCGUCGUCAUAAUCCGAGCUGUGGCGGUGUACUGAACCGGCAUAAUUCAAUGGGAGAUUCAUUAGCGAAUAACUUGUCAACAACGUCAACACUGUUCACACCAACAACACCGAAACUUCGAUCAACUAGCGCAUCAUCUUGCCAUCAACGCACAGGAACAAAUCUUUCGAAAUCAUUGAAUAAUUUAGCCAUCAACGAUGGAGAUUUAGCUCGAACACCGUACGCAACAACCACGAAACAUCUAUUCUCACAACUGAUUCGACCGAUAAAUUUGAUCGAAAAAUGUCGAUUGAAUAACUUAUGGUUUGAUUCAUCGAAAUCACUAAUGGAACAAAAUGUUCGUGAAAACGAUUUCAUUUUAUUACGUUUUAAAUACUACGCAUUCUACGAUCUAAAUUCAAAAUUCGAUGCAAUACGAAUCAAUCAACUGUACGAACAGGCGAAAUGGUCAAUUCUAAGUGAAGAUAUCGAAUGUACAGAAGAAGAAAUGAUGACAUUUGCUGCUUUACAACUACAAAUUCAAAUUCAAUCUUCAUCGAAAUCGAUGAUUACCUUCCAAACUAAUGAUUUCAAUGAUAAUUAUGAUAAUACCGACAUUGAUCAAGCGCUUGAGCGUCUACAAAAUUCCUUAUUAGGUAACAUGAGAAGUCACUCGAUUCAUUCAUUAAUUCAAACGAAAGAAUUUCUCUGCGAUUACUUACGUUUUUGUAAACCACGUCGAUUUCUAUUGAAAUCGUUCAAACGCUAUUGGUUUGUUCUACAUAACACUCAGUUAACAUAUUACACAGAUGAAUCUCAACAGCGCAAUACUCCGAUUGAAAAGAUUUCAUUGAAAGGUUGCGAAAUUCUUCCCGAUGUGAAUAUAUCCACAAAAAAAUAUGCGAUUCGCCUAAUGAUCCCCUCAAUUGAUGGAAUGAACGAAGCAUUGAUUAAAUGUUCGACUGAAAAACAAUAUGCAACAUGGAUGGCAGCAUUUCGUCUGGCAUCGAAAGGUCGAACUAUUGAUGAACCAUCUUAUGAAACUGAACGCGAAUCGAUCAUUGCUUUAUUGAAUAUGCAAUUGCCAAUAUCGAAUUCUCAACAUACAAAAGCAGACAUUCAACCGGAUAAUUAUGUUUCGCUCAAAUUCGCGAAAAAAUACAAAACAAAACAGAGACUAUUCGAUCGACUAUUGUCUUAUUAUUCCUAUUUAAUUGAGCGUAUUCUUGAGGCACACGCAAGUGUGAGUAACUUGGAUGGUAUCGAAGCUAAACUUCGAUAUUUGAAAGCUUGGCAGUCACUUCCUGAAUUCGGUAUAUCAACUUUUCUCGUUAAAUUCAAAGAUUCAUUCAGAAAAGAAGAAAUUCUCGGUAUUGCAUCCAAUCGUCUUAUAUGUAUGACAACGACAGGUGAAACAAUAAAAACAUGGUGGACAUCUCGAAUGCGUUCAUGGAAUGUCAAUUGGGAUAAGAAACUGGUUACCAUUGAAUUUGAUGAUGAAACCGUCCAAUUUUUACCAGUGCAUGGCACUGAUAGUAAGUGUAUACAUGAAUUUAUUGGUGCAUACAUUUUCUUGGCGAUGCGCUCAACUGCAACAAUGUCUGAUAAGAACGAUCUCUUUUGUCAAGAAUCUCUUUUUCAGCAGCUCACCGCAGCUUAUUCUUAG